Messenger RNA from Sipha flava (yellow sugarcane aphid), 6993 nucleotides. RefSeq names its product microtubule-associated serine/threonine-protein kinase 3 (gene dop). The transcript is spliced from 23 exons. The record is from RefSeq and is a predicted model, not a curated record. Gene Ontology annotation, molecular function: protein binding; ATP binding; protein serine/threonine kinase activity. Bases 1013 to 5689 code for a protein of 1558 amino acids. Lineage: Eukaryota; Metazoa; Arthropoda; Insecta; Hemiptera; Aphididae. Gene Ontology annotation, biological process: peptidyl-serine phosphorylation; intracellular signal transduction.
GCCCGUCCGGCAGGACGGCGCGCACUCGCACGACCCCGUACACCCGCCCACGGACGGCUACGAUGGCGGUGGCCCGUUCGACGACGGCUGCCGCGCGCUCUGUCGUCGAGCGAUCGAGAGACGUGCCGCGAGUGCCCGAGGUGAGUGCGUCGCGUAUUGUCAUCGCUUUAUCACCGCCGCCGCCGUCCGAACAAUAAUAAUAGUAAUAAUAUGUCGUGUUAUUAUUGUUGUUAUUAGCCCGCGACCGAUGAUGUCGCUGGUGUGCCGGGGAUAUCAGGGAUAGCGAGACAGAUAAUAAUAAUGAUGUGUGCGUGACAGUGGGAGAGGGAGAGGUGAGUGAGAGUGUGAGAGGGUGAGAGAGAGUGCGAGCGAGAAAAAAUAAAAACAAAUUUUCCGUCCAAUUAUUUUUCCCCGCGACCGUCACCGCUCGUCCGGAGCGCGGAUGCGCGCGUGUGUGUGGAAAACAGCCGCCGUCGCGCUUUCGUCGUCUGGCCCACAACAAGGAACGCGGCCGCCGACGAUGACGACGACGACGACUACCACGACUGUGACACACAACUGAUCAUCAAACCGAACGCCGAACACGCGCACACACUCACACCCACACACCAGCGCGGUCCAAUCCUCAGCCAACGCUGGGGACGUUGAGCUCAGCCGUCAUCUGGAGUCGGUCCAGUCCUGUCGUCUCCGUCUCACCCGACGAAAGUCCUGUACACCACUCGGACUUACACGUACACACACACAAGUCAUUAUGUCAUUCUUACCGUCCUCACUCGUCCGGGUGCUCUUUUGAAAUGUUACCGGAGUCUGACCGUUGUGUUUCAUUCAACGCACUGCAGAAGCCGGCUCUCUCUCUCCGGUACACAUCAUCAUUUCUACUGGUGCAAUACGAUUUUGUCUUGCCUUGCAACAUUGUUGAAUUACGUGGACAAAUUAUGUACCAUAGCUAUGUUAAUAUUCAUAGGCUAUGACAUUUUUAUUUGAGUACAAUAUUAAAAAUACUUAAUUAACAAUGGACAAUAGAAGAUCAUGGAAGGGACAACUAUCACUGAAAGAGUCUGAUCAUCGUCGAUAUUCAGAUUCAGAAGAACAUAAGAGUAAAACAUCAGAAACAAAUAACUCAGAAUUAUCAAAUUUAGUGUUGAUGCGUAAUAGUACACUGGGCCAGUCGGCGCCUUCUUUAUCUAGUAGUUUGAGAGAAUUACAUGUUGCAGGAUGUGGAAGACGUUCAAACAAGCCUAGUCAAAGAAAGAGUUUUAUAUCUAAUACAUCACCUACAUUACCAAGGUGUAACUCUCCAAUGUCAGGUAGUCCAUUGGAAAGUCCCAAAGUUGUUCAUUCACAUCCACACUUUCCAUUUGUUUCAAUAAAAAGGCCGUACAAUUUACUCACAACAGAUUGCCGUGAUGGAAGAAGGUGGUCUGUUGCUUCUUUACCGUCAUCUGGUUAUGGAACCACUUCUGGGAGCUCAAAUGUUUCUUCUCAGUGUUCCAGUCAAGAGCGUCUACACCAGUUGCCCAAUAUGCCAACUUCAGAUGAAUUGCACAUGUUUUCCAAACAUUUUUCAUCCAAUGACAGUACUCAUAGCGCUGAAGAAGAUAACAUAAUUUAUCGUAAAUCACGUUUCAAUCGACCACGUUCAAGGAGCUUAAGCAGUCCAAGCAGAUCACCUGUUCUUGAUAAUGAUAUUAUUAUGAUGAAUGUACUGUAUAAAGAUAGGUUCCCCAAGGCAACACAUCAAAUGGAGGAACGUUUAAAUAUGUUUAUACAAGAAUAUGAAAAAUUAAAUCUAGAAAACAUUGAAAUAUCAGCAGAUGCAGUACCUAUUGUUAGAUUUGUAAACCAUCAAGUGUUAGAGGUAGCUAGAGACUGCUUAAAGAAAUCGGAAGAAAAAUUAAUAACUCGUGGUUAUUUUUAUGAAAUGUCUGAAAAUCUGGAAUUAUUAUUGGCUGAGGCGAGAGAAAAAUCAGAAGAAGCUCAUGCAUUACUAACAGCAAUAGUAAAAAAGUUGUUAUUAAUAAUAUCAAGACCAGCUAGGUUACUUGAAUGUUUAGAGUUUGACCCUGAAGAAUUUUAUCAUCUAUUAGAACAAGCUGAAGGACAAGCUAAAAUAUGUCAAGGCAUCAAGGACGAAAUACCACAAUAUAUAAUAGGAAAAUUAGGCUUAGCUCGUAACUCAGUUGAUGAUAUUGACGUAAAUUUUCAAAAAUUAGAUGAAUACUCUUCAUCCUUGUUAAAAAAGCCACAACAACAAAGUACCAAAAAAGAUGCGUUUUCUUCUCCACCGUCAGAAGUCGAUUUUGACGUGAUAAAAUUGAUCUCAAAUGGUGCAUAUGGCGCUGUGUAUCUUGUUAGGCAUAAACAAACCCGUCAACGAUUUGCAAUGAAGAAAAUAAUAAAGAACAAUUUAAUGUUACGGAAUCAAAUAGAACAAGUAUUUGCUGAGCGAGAUAUAAUGAGUUUUACAGACAAUCCUUUUGUUGUCACUAUGUACUGUAGUUUUGAAACUAGAAAACAUCUUUGUCUCGUAAUGGAAUUUGUCGAAGGAGGUGAUUGUGCAUCUCUUUUAAAAAACAUUGGACCUUUACCACCAGACAUGGCCAAAUUUUAUUUUGCAGAAACUGUUCUUGCUGUUGAAUACCUUCAUAACUAUGGUAUUGUACACCGUGAUUUAAAGCCUGACAAUCUUCUAAUUACUGCGUUAGGUCACAUCAAAUUGACAGAUUUUGGACUUAGUAAAAUGGGUUUAAUGUCGCUGGCAACUAAUCUGUAUGAAGUACACGUGGAAAGAGAUUCACGGCAGUUUUCUGACAAACAAGUAUUUGGUACACCCGAGUACAUAGCUCCUGAAGUAAUUUUAAGACAAGGUUAUGGUAAGCCUGUGGAUUGGUGGUCAAUGGGAAUAAUAUUGUAUGAAUUUUUGGUUGGUUGUGUUCCAUUUUUUGGUGAAACUCCCGAAGAACUAUUUGCUCAUACAGUUAAUGAUGAUAUUGAAUGGCCUGAUGAAAAUGAAUGGCCUAUUCAAGCAGAGGCUAAGAACAUAAUAUCAUCAUUAUUGCAACAAAAUCUUAGAGACCGAUUAGGUACUGGUGGAUCACACGAAGUCAAAGAUCAUCCUUAUUUUUAUGGUGUGGAUUGGAAUUCAUUGUUAAGACAAAAAGCCGAAUUUAUGCCGCAACUUGGAGAUGAAGAAGAUACUAGUUAUUUUGACUCCCGAACUGAUCGUUACAGCCAUGAAGUUGAUGAAGAUACAGAUGACGAUUCUUUAAUCUUGGGUACAUUUUCAUCUUGCUCACCACAGUUCAAAAAAGUAGCAAGUAAAUUGUCCAUGAGUAAUGAGUAUGCAUCUUUAUCUCCCUCAGUGAACUAUAAAGAUGAUUCUUUAUCCAUUAAUAACGGCAUUUUUGAUACUUCAGCAUCGGAAGGAGAAACAGUUGAUGAAAGUUUAAAAUCACCUCUAUCUAAGAAGACAAGUUUAAAUAAGUCACUGAACGAAGAUGAUGAGUCUAGUUCUCAAAUCAGUCGUAGACGACGUUUAUACAGUAAAGAGAGUAUACCGAAAUUCUCAAUUUCAAUUGAAGAUGACAGAUCUCCGCAACUUAGAAGUUUAUCAGAAAACGAAUCUGACGAUCCUUCAUCGGAGAAAAAAGAAGAAUUUUUGAGUUUACCUGUAUCUGCAAACUUGUGCCCAACUUUACCGCCUUCACCAAAUACUAUGAGUUCAUCAAAAUAUUCCACUAGCAACUCUUUUGGUGGUCAUCGAACAAGAUCUGUCAUCAAAAGUUUUUCGGCAACUGGAUUGUCCUUGAUGAUACCUCCUGAGUCCAGUAACGGAUCGCAUAUGAAGUCUCCUGGAUCGUGCAGUGCAUUGAACUCCCCUUGUCGUGACGUUCCUUUAAUUACCAGUUUGAAGCCACCUAUAAUAUUACGUCGAGGUCCUUCUGGCUUCGGUUUUACCGUCAACACUAUUCGUGUAUACUUUGGCGAUAGUGACUUUUACACUAUGCAUCAUUUAGUAAUGGCUGUGGAUCCUGGAAGUCCGGCUUUUGAGGCGGGCAUGAGCCCCGGUGACCUGAUCACGCACGUCAACGGUGAACCGGUUCAGGGGAUGAACCACACGCAGGUGUUGCAGCUGCUGCUGUCCGGCGGUGAUAAGGCGACGCUGCGGUCCACUCCGCUGGAGUUCACGUCCAUCAAGACGGGCGGCCGGCGCCGCGAGCCGGGACUGAGCAAAUUGGCGUCGAACACGCGGCACAGGGGACUCGGGCUCGGCCACCACGCGCACCGGCACAAGCGGUCGCAGCGUAAGGACAUACCGGCGGGCGAGAGCAGGCGCCGGCACAAGAACUCGCUGUUCCGCCGGAUCAGCACCAAGUGCACGCCGGACUAUCAACAGCUGUCACUGUUGGCCGGAGGCCGUAGCCCGGUGUCGAGCGGCCAACCAUUAUCGCCGGACGCAUCGACGGUCACCGCCGCGUCCAUCGUCGCCGGCCCCGCCGCCGGGGCCAUCGAUUACUCGUCGUCGACCAGCUCGUCGAGCUCGUCAGCCAACUCGUCGCCGACCGUGACGCCCAACUCGGCCACGCCGUACCAGCGACCGUCCACGCUGCACGGGCUCAAGCACAAGCUGCACUCGGUCACCAAGAACCUGCACUCGCCCAACCGACGCAAGUCGGUCGGUCACAUACCGCUGUCGCCGCUCGCGCGCACCCCCUCACCGUCGCCGUUACCGCAGUCGCCGACCCGGUCGCCUAGCCCGUUGACGUUCUCGUCCGGCCACCAGCCCGGCAGCUCCAACACCACGCAGACAUACAGCCCGUCCUCGCUGCUGUCCAACGCCAAUGGAUGCGCCGUGUCUACCGUGACGUCUGCCGCGGCCGCGGCCGGCUCCGUGUCCGCGUGCUGCGGCGGGAAGAAGGCGGCCGGCUCGUCGUUCGGCCGCCCGUGCAAGACGUCCGAGCCGGGCUCACCGCUGCUUCGCCGCGCUCUGUCCCCUGACAGGCUGCACCCGCGCACCGCCGAGACCAAGUCCAACUCGAUAUCGCCGCUGUGCGACCCCGCGCUCAAGGUCACAACACACCACGCGCCGCGCGUCACCGUCACCACCAAGUCGCCGCCCAUGUGCGUGCGCGCGGCCUCCACCGCUUCCGGUUCGCCGUUCGUCGUCAAGACCACCGUGGUGACCACGACCACGGCCGGGACCGACGCGCCGUCGUCGCCGCCGCCGGCCGAGAAGUCGACGGCGGUCGCUGAAAGCGCGGCGGCCACGACGACCGGUACCGCGACCGCGGCGGCUGCCGAACCGGCGGUGAACAAGACGUACGCGAACGAUACCGGGCACGCGUCGUUGCCUCGCAUAGCCGAAGAGAGGGAUCAUCAUCAUCAUCAUCAGCAGCAGCAGCAACAGCAGCACCCGCAGCAAUCGGUGGCGUCCGCGGUGACGACUGUCGCCUCAUCCAUCGCUAGAGAUCGCGAGACGACCGCGGUGGUGGCCGUCGUCGACAGGCCGAAGUCGACCAAGUCGUUGCACGCCAGGUAUUUCUUCAACCGGAAGUACAAGCACGGCAACCGGGGGGAACAGCAGCUCAAACCAUCGGCGACGGCGGUCAGUGACGAGGCAAAGUGCGGCACGGCGAACAACAAAUAUUGCGCGCUGAUUAACGACACGCCGCCGUCGCCGCAGCCUUGAGACGAGCGACCGUCGUUACGGCAGCCUAGUAGGCCGUACGGCCAAAUCUCCGCGUUCCCGCGGACACACUCGUUCGUCUCGCCACGCCCGUUAUCGUCCGACAAAACACCUUUGUCCGAUUCGUUCGUUAUGUUUUACUUUUUUUUUUUGUUUUUCGUUUUCGUUUUUUAUUAUUACUACUGUUAAGUGUUGUCGUUCCGUCUUCCGGUCCAUCAGCGAUCGGAUGUACGGCGGCGAUUAUGUGUUUUAGUGUGUUUGCGUGUUUGUGUUGCACUAAACGAGGUUCGUUAACGCACGAUUUACUAUCGUUGUUGUUAUUAUUAUUAUUAUUAUUAUUAUUUUCUUUAUGACGGUUGCGCGUCUUAGGUUAGUUUAGGUUCCGUGCGAGCCUUUAACGCGAAUAAAAAUAUUGAACCUCGACAAAUAUGACUACUAACGUGUAUUACAAUUGUACUACGAAAUAUCGUUCUUAUUUUUUAUGUAUUUAGUCUCAAAGUGCCUAUUUACUUAAUUCGUAGGACCAAAUCAGUGUAAUUCGCCUUUUUCGUCACUUUUUGCUCAUCACGAUAAACGCAUUUAUUUUUUGUAUGCAUGUUAAAUUACGUCUUAAAUGAUUAUAAAUUUAGCGUUACAUGAUUGUUUAAAAUUUCCGCCUCGUUAGAUCUCAUUACGGCCGUUACACGGUUAAGCCUUAAACCUAAACCUAAAUCAACGGACAAGUUUAUUGUUCGGCACCGAACUUUUUUUUUUUUUUUUUUACGCUACAUUCGUCUUUUACGUAAACACUUGUUAUUAACGAUUUUUCCGUGUGAAACUAUUAUUAUCAUACUAUUGUUUACUACUCGCUUAUUGUUCAGGAACAAUAUUUUAAUUUUCUUCCUCACACGUUUCCGACGUGUGUGCUUCAUUUUCUUCUCCAUAACGAUCGAGUGUGUAUGCGCGAUUUUAUUGGUGUAAGGAUUCUUUCUCUCGGUUGAACUGUAGUCGUCAAGCGCGUUAUUUUUUAUACUUGAAUUCAUUAUAUUAUGUUAAUGUGUGUUUGUGUGUGUGUGUGUGUGUGUGUGUGUGUGUGAGAAUUUUUGUAAUUUAUUAUUAUCUAGAAAAACUUUAUCUAAUAUGUUAUUGAAAAUGUAUUUCCGAGUAUGUUUUCAUAACACACAAGCUUCUUGUUAUUUAUUUGUGAUACUUUGUGAUAGAUACAACACCCCAAAUUUAUUGUUUUAUAUUCAUAGGUCUUAUACUUUUAAUUAGUUGUGUUAAUUAUGAUUUAGCAACGUAGAAAUCAACCUCAUCAUUUUUAUUUG